AUGGCUUCCAUCUUCCAUCCGCGAGAAUGUGAACUGUCUAAACAAGAAGGGCAAAGCUAUGGCUUCUUCCUGCGAAUCGAGAAGGACACUGACGGCCACCUGGUCCGGGUGGUUGAGAAAGGUAGCCCGGCAGAGAAGGCGGGCCUCCAGGAUGGAGACCGAGUUCUUAGGAUCAACGGUGUCUUUGUGGACAAGGAAGAGCAUAUGCAGGUUGUAGAGCUAGUCAGGAAGAGUGGGAAUUCAGUGACUUUGCUAGUCCUGGAUGGGAAUUCCUAUGAAAAAGCAAUGAAAAAACAGGUAGACUUGAAAGAGUUGGGUCAAAGUCAGAAGGAGCCGAGCUGGAAUGAUAAGAAACUGCCCCCUGUGGUGAACGAAGGAGCACAGACUUGGACCCAGCCACGGCUCUGCUACCUGGUGAAGGAGGGGAACAGCUAUGGCUUCUCUCUGAAAACUGUCCAAGGUAAAAAGGGAGUGUAUAUGACUGAUAUAACGCCUCAAGGUGUGGCUAUGAAAGCUGGUGUCCUGGCUGGGGAUCACUUGAUUGAAGUGAAUGGAGAGAAUAUUGAAGAGGCCAGCCACGAGGAAGUGGUGGCAAAGGUGAAGAACUCUGGAAGCCGUGUCAUGUUCCUGCUGGUGGACAAGGAGACUGACAAACUCCAUGCUGAGCAGAAGAUAAAAUUCAAGAGAGAGACAGCCAGUUUGAAAUUGCUACCCCACCAGCCCCGGGUUGUGGAGAUGAAGAAGGGAAGCAAUGGCUAUGGUUUCUAUCUAAGGGCAGGCCCAGAACAGAAGGGUCAAGUCAUCAAGGACAUAGAUUCCGGAAGUCCGGCAGAGGAAGCUGGCUUGAAGAACAAUGACCUGUUAGUCGCUGUCAACGGCCAAUCUGUGGAAUCCCUGGAUCAUGACAGUGUGGUGGAAAUGAUUAGAAAGGGAGGAGAUCAGACUUCGCUGCUGGUGGUAGACAAAGAGACGGACAACAUGUAUAGACUGGCUCAUUUUUCUCCAUUCCUCUACUAUCAAAGUCAAGAACUGCCCAAUGGUUCUGUCAAGGAGGCUCCAGCUCCGAUGCCGGCUCCCGCUCCUCCAGAAGUGUCAAGUUCAGAUACGACAGAGGAAGUAGGAGAUCAUAAGCCUAAACUUUGCUGGCUGGUUAAAGGGGAAAAUGGCUGUGGCUUUCACUUAAAUGCCAUUCAGGGUCAGCCAGGCUCCUUCGUCAAAGAGGUACAGAAGGGCAGCCCCGCUGAGCUGGCAGGGCUGGAGGAUGAGGAUAUCAUCAUCGAAGUGAAUGGAGUGAAUGUGGUGGAUGAACCCUAUGAGAAAGUGGUAGAAAGAAUCCAGAGCAGUGGGAAGAAUGUCACAUUCUUAGUCUGUGGAAAGAAGGCCUAUGAAUAUUUCCAGGCUAAGAAAAUCCCUAUUGUUUCCUCCAUGGCUGAUCCACUGGAUGCCCCCACUGAUUCCAAAGAAGAAACACCGGCAGAACCAGAGCAUGACUCACACAUGGCAAAAGAACGAGCGUACAGUACAGCCUCACAUUCUUCUUCCAAUUCUGAAGAUACAGAGAUGUGAUGAGAGCAAGUAAAGGCUUUGACCGACAGCUGUUUCUGGGUAUUUAGUAGGAAUCCUUUCCCGAAGAAUGAGCUGCCACCCAUUUACUGUUUCUGUUAGAGAGAAACUCCUCUGGGAACCGGUUCAUCACGUGGGACUGUCUUCUGUUGUCAUUUGUCUCGGGGUGACUACUGCAAUAGAUGGCUUAUUUAUGGUCAACUUAAGGUAGGGACCAGAUUCUUUUCAUGUGAUCUCUUUCAAGCUUCAGCUUCACUACAUUUCUCUGUAUGACGAUUAUCUCUUAAUUUUAUAGGCUCCCUGAGCACUAAAGAUGAUUCAUAAAUCUGUAUAUGUGAGAGCUGCUACAAAGUUUUGAGCAGAUAAGCCUAUUAAAACUAUGCUUUUGUAAGAAUGCUGUGGUUGCUAAAAUAGAUGCCAUUAAGAACGCCUUUAGAGUAUACUGGAAUCUUCCCUGUUAGCUGAUAAAAACCUUAAUAGUGCUUUUGUUUUUGGUAAACUUGCUUUUACACUUUAACCUUCAUUUUGCCUCUAGAAACUCAAAACAUAAUAAAAUUCGGAGUAAGAUCUUAGAGACUUCCUGGUAAUAAAACUCAGGAUUUCUUUAAAUUGCAUUUCUCAAUGUUCUAUAAACUUUCCAGCAUUUUCCUUUCACAGAUGGAGAAAGUAGGGGAUAGGAUAGGAAAAUGACUUAUUCCAUUUAACAGUUAUUCAUGGUUUUACCCCACAGCAUGAGGGACAGAUGGAAAGGAAAAAAAAAUGAGACAUCGUCACCAAAUUGAAUGUACGGUAAUUCACUCUCAAAUAAUACUAACUUAAGAGGAGAUCAAUAAAGAUAAUAUACCUGAACGUUCUCGGUAGAAUCUAUUUCAGUAGCACACUGUCCCAUCCCCAGACAAGAACAGAGAACCCGCUGGUUAUUUUAAGGGGACAGGGUCUGGCAUG
This is a messenger RNA of Enhydra lutris kenyoni (northern sea otter), 2508 nucleotides long. Its product is annotated as PDZ domain containing 1. Gene Ontology annotation, biological process: protein localization to plasma membrane. NCBI's taxonomy places the organism in Eukaryota, Metazoa, Chordata, Mammalia, Carnivora, Mustelidae. The transcript has 8 exons. Bases 1 to 1566 code for a protein of 521 amino acids. The record is from RefSeq and is a predicted model, not a curated record. Gene Ontology annotation, molecular function: protein-membrane adaptor activity; signaling receptor binding. Gene Ontology annotation, cellular component: apical plasma membrane.